UUUUUAACCUUCUGCUUUUGGACUGCAUAAAUACAGCGUGCUGAGUCCAUGCAGACAGACUGAACUUACAAUCAGCAUAGGCAUCUUACCUCUCUGGUGUGCUUAUUAUUGGCUCAGUGUUCAGUUUUGAAAUCUUUGGAUCAAGUUCAGCUGACAAGAUGCGUGUAUUGCUCCUUAUAGCCCUGUGUGCUGGACUGGGCUGGUCCAGCUCUGACAGCAACCAAGUGAAAAUAGAGACUCUAAUGGAUAAUGUUCUGGUCCUGAGGGUGCCCAAGAGAGAGGGCAGCAGUGUGUAUGUUCCUCUGACCUGUGGAGAAGCUUAUCAAAACCAGCCUGUGUUUUGGAAGAAAGAUGGCAUGGAGCUUGAGCCAGCUCUGCAGGGAAACCAGGUCACUGUCCUGGUGGAGGAGAUGGAUGGAGGAAACUACACAUGUCACCUCGGCCCAGACGGAGAAUAUCUCAACCACACUGUGAUCCUGAUCCAACUAGACCAACACAACGGGAGUGUCAUGCUGGAAGAAAUAUCAUCUAGUGAAGGUCACAUCCACUGUUCAGCACUUAACUAUAAAGGCUCCUUCCACUGCACCUGGACAAGAAAAAGCUCCAGAUCCGACGCCACUGUGCUCCUGGUGAAGGCAGAACGUUAUUUGGAAAAGAUUACCUGUGAGCUGAGUGCUAAUGGAUCAGCGAUUCACUGCCAGGAUUCCAGCUGUCCCUACAAAGAAGAACAACACAGCAUCUCCCUCACCAUCUACAUGCGUAGCUACUGUCGUCUAGAGGCCUACACAAAGACUUUCCACCUGAGAGAUAUUGUGAGGCCGGCAAAACUCCCUAACCUGCGCAACAGUGACGGGACUGUGUUCAGCUGGAACUACCCUGACUCCUGGGAGAAGCCCGAAACGUACUUCAGCCUGGAGUUCGAGGUCAAGGUGGUCCCCAAUAGAGAAUCCUGUCACAGUGACGAUUUCUUACUGCAGCAAAACAAAAUUGAUGAAACUAAGUUUGAGGUCAAUGUGAAAACCAAGAGAUAUGUUUUCUGUGUGCGAGCUCGGGACAAACACACCAUGGGGCUGUAUAGUCACUGGAGCCACUGCACAGUGAACAAACAUAUUGUGACCUGCUAGCGUUUUACGCUGGACUGCAGCCAGAAAGGAAGGAAGGACACAAGGAUUGAAGACAUUUUUUUCCCCUAUUUUUUAAUUCUCAAAAUCUUUUUUAAAGCAAUGCACAAAAAUUAGAGUGCAUGUAUAUCUGUACAGUAUUUAUUGAUUUAAGUUGUCUCUUUGGAAAUACAGUAUUUUGUUAAAAUUGUUAUUUGUAAUAUGACUGAAAUCAAUUACUCAUUCCUUUAUGCCCUUUGUAACUCUUAUUUAUAACUAUCCUUGCAGAUUUUCUUUGCUGUUUCUUAACAUGACAUUAAAAAUGUUCAUUUACAGCACUUUUUGGUCUUUUGGUCAUUAAUUGUGAUGAAAGGAAAAAAAAGAAAUAUAUUCUGUGACUACUCCUUUUAAAUUACUUAAGGAACAAUGAACAAUACAAGCAAUUUAGGUACAAAAAAACGGUUUAUUGUCAUAUUUACAGCCAGGAUGUCAGGGAUGUGAUGAGGAAAACACAAAAAGGCAGAUCUCAAGAAAUCAUCUCAAGAACUGACUUGAAGGAGUUGAAUGUCCAAGAGAGCUGUAAACCUGACAAAAUCUGAAAACAAAUCACAUCCCUGAUGUUUCCACAAGCUUCGGGUGCUACUUGUUCAUAAGGUGGGGCACACUUUCCCAAGACACUUCCCCAUCUUCAUCCAUAACUUAAAGUAAACAUUGACAAUAAGUGCAAACACAUUAAUGAAGAUGCUACCAAAAAAAAGAAACCGUAAAAUGUACAUUAUGUGUUGUCAGUUUUCUGCAUUCCCAUCAUCAUCCCUCAUCCCCACUUUGUUCAUUGACAUUUUGAUUUACCAAAACAGUUCAAUAAAAGCUCUAAACAAAACACAGACUAAUGAAUUCUGCAUCAAAAAACAAAUACUAGAACUGAUCCUUUACGUGUAUCUGAGUGUGUGCGUCCAGAGAUGCAACAGAGCUGGUA
Dicentrarchus labrax (European seabass) is the source of this 2076-nucleotide messenger RNA. RefSeq names its product interleukin 12B, b (gene il12bb). The transcript is spliced from 9 exons. Bases 159 to 1124 code for a protein of 321 amino acids. NCBI's taxonomy places the organism in Eukaryota, Metazoa, Chordata, Actinopteri, Moronidae. Gene Ontology annotation, molecular function: protein binding. The record is from RefSeq and is a predicted model, not a curated record.